Fundulus heteroclitus (mummichog) is the source of this 1766-nucleotide messenger RNA. RefSeq names its product complement decay-accelerating factor, GPI-anchored. The transcript is spliced from 12 exons. The coding region runs from base 152 to 1126 and encodes 324 amino acids. Lineage: Eukaryota; Metazoa; Chordata; Actinopteri; Cyprinodontiformes; Fundulidae. The record is from RefSeq and is a predicted model, not a curated record.
GUAUGGCAACAAAAGGUGGUCCAGGGAGGGAGGAAUCGCUUUCAGUGUCAGGAGGAGCGUCUCCACACACCACGCUUCCACUCUGAAGAAGUCGGACCGGCCCACUGGGCGCUUUUAUCUGGAUAGUUUGUGUCUCUUUCCACAGUUUGUUAUGGAGCUUUUACCGGAGGACAAUCUCAAGUCCAACCUGCUCCUGCUGCUGUUGCUGCUGCACCUCUUUGUCGGGAGUUUUGCAGCUGACUGCCCCAAACCGGAAGUUGGAGAAAAUAUGGUUCUCAGUGAGGCAGCCCUCCUAAAAAAUGAUUUCCCAGAGGGUUCUAAGGUCUUGUUAGAGUGUGCCAGAGGAUAUGAAAAAGCAAGCGGCUCUGGGACCAUAGACUGCGUUGAUAACAAGUGGACUGAGCCAGAUCUCAACUGCAAGAAGAUGGACUGUGGUCAGCCCAAACCAGAGCCACACAUGUCCUUUAAUACCAGUGGUGGUACUGUAUUUGGAUCAAGAAUCAAAGUAAUCUGUGAAGAAGGUUAUUGGAUUUUAGGAACCAGCUUCAAACAUUGUUAUGCAACUGGGUGGUUUGGAAAAGCAACGUGUCAAAUUUUUACCUGUCCCAAGCCCGCCGAAGUGAAAAAUGGGAAAAAUUCUUGGAUUGCUGACACAGAACCAGAAUAUGGACAAGUGAUAAAUUUCACAUGUAACGAGGGAUACGUGCUGUCUGGGAGUAAAAACAUUACGUGUGGCAAGACCAAAUAUGAUUCUCCGCCCCCACAAUGCAUUGGUGCGACCACAGAAGACAACAUUAAAACUUCAAUUAUAACAUCUGCUACUGCAACAACACAACAAGAAAGAACCACUGCUUCUCCCAGCGCCACAACUGUCGUAGCGCGGAUAUUCACCAGCAUCUCAACGCCACAACAAGGUGACAAAUUUAUAACAUUUGAGAAAAAAGCUCCCAGAACCAGUGAACCGUCAUCUACAACCACGUCAUUAAAAGACCAAACUGUGGAGACUUUAAAUAUACAUAAGGAUAAAGGAUAUGCAGCUGUUAUUAUCAGUGUGGUGGUUGUUACAACAGUUGUCUGCAUAGUUGCAUUCUUUUUAAACAAGUUCCUUAUGAAAAGAAAAGGCUAGGUUGGAAGUGGACCCAUGUAUUAGGACAUCUAUCGCAGACGAAGGACUGCCAGACUCCUAAUGCCUUACCAAGCCGUGACCAAAAUAAGGGGCUCCCUUUCAUAACUCUUAUUUUUGCACUGUUUAUAGAAGAAGGCUAAACCUGAUAAUUAUUAAUGUUUUGUGCCAAAUCAUAAUAAUUACAAGCACUUUUUUAUAAUUCCCUUUGUGUAUAAAAUUAUUGUAAAUACUUUUUCACUUAAGGAUAUUUUUUUGUAUUUACUAUUUAUGUUGUAAGCAUUUUUUUACUUGUGCUAUAAAUUAUUUGAAAUAUUGUAAAAACAAUUGAGUUUGAAGUUCUUGGGACAUCUUAAGCCUGUGGGUCUCCAGGUUUUCUUUUUAUGUGCUGUUUUAUCAGGACAGAGACAUCAUUCAUGUUAUCCAGGAAGUACACAAUGGGGAUAAUUCAGUUUACAGUCUGCAUUGGAGGCUGGUGAAGAUACUAUCUGCUCUUCGCCUCCUGACUUGACUUUCUUUUCAUCAUUGUUUAUUGUUCAGGGUUUUUUUUCUUUUCUUUUUUUUACUCUCCAGAACAACAGGAAACCUUUUCAUGUAGAGAUAUUCAAAGGCAUCUUCAAAAUGAAAUAUUUUUAGAAAAUAA